AUGCGUACCGCGACCUGCGCACAAUUCAUGAAGCCGUGGAGUGAAGAUGUAGAUGACUACCCCAUCCAUGACAAUGAUGAGUACCCAGCCAAUUCACCCGAAACGUGUGAACAGCAGGAUGGCCGAGUUGUGGGAACUCGUGAGUCGACCCCAACCGCACGAUGCUGCUCCCCGCGUAGAAGAGCCGCGCCUGCGCGCUGCACCGCCUGUACCGGCAGCGCCGCAUGUUCCAGAACAUCGAAGAAGGCCCAGUCGGUAACGUACAUCAAGUCUGAUCAAGUCGCUGAGUGA
Acanthoscelides obtectus is the source of this 291-nucleotide messenger RNA. NCBI's taxonomy places the organism in Eukaryota, Metazoa, Arthropoda, Insecta, Coleoptera, Chrysomelidae. The record is from the annotation of a GenBank genome assembly.